UAGGCAGUAGGCACGCAUCGGGGGCACACAAGCUGGAAGGAAGCCUAAAAGGCUAAAAAAGAGAGAGUAGCCCAACUACGCAGUCUUUAAUACUCCCGAGUCCUGACGCCUCCCUCGAACACAUCCACAGCACAGACCGAGGUUAGACUUCUCUAGUGACCCCAAGUGACCCAGCCGGCUUCUCCUCGCUCUUAGUUGUUUGUAUUGCCUUUAUAUUGCUAUGUAAGUACUGUCUUAACACAAUCCCUAUUGCUAUGGCGGAUGAUGAACCUGUUGAUCCGAAGAAAUAUCUUGAAGAGUCUUGCAAGCCAAAGUGUGUGAAACCAUUACUUGAAUAUCAGGCAUGCGUUAAGAGGAUCCAAGGAGAUGAAACUGGGCAGAAGCACUGUACUGGACAAUAUUUUGAUUACUGGUCAUGUGUUGACAAAUGUGUGGCGCCAAAGCUUUUCCAUAAAGUGAAGUAAUCUCUAGAUGAUUUUGUUUUACUUUAAAAAUGCAAUAACUGCUGCUGAACAUUUAUUGUUGUUUGGUGAACCGGGAAUGCCUGUUUGGCUUCCUUCCACAGCACUUUGCACAUUCAUAUUUCGAACCAUGGGACCUUGAGUUAUGGUCAAUAAAGAUAGAAUCCUGGGUGUUAGAUCUGGCCAA
Carya illinoinensis is the source of this 648-nucleotide messenger RNA. Its product is annotated as cytochrome b-c1 complex subunit 6-1, mitochondrial. Bases 255 to 464 code for a protein of 69 amino acids. Gene Ontology annotation, biological process: mitochondrial electron transport, ubiquinol to cytochrome c. The transcript is spliced from 5 exons. The record is from RefSeq and is a predicted model, not a curated record. NCBI's taxonomy places the organism in Eukaryota, Viridiplantae, Streptophyta, Magnoliopsida, Fagales, Juglandaceae.